AUGGCAUGGUUAAUGAACAAACACCGUGGGGCGAAUAGGAUCACACCAGAUUCCAAAGAUCAAGCCCUCGACUCGCCGCAGAGGAAGAAGAGCAAUGGCAGUCUCAUGUCAUCAUUCAACUCUCUGACACCUUCGCAGUUGGAUGUGGCUAUUGUGGACAUGUUACACAUGAGGAAACCGAAUCGGUUCUUUGGUCUUUGCCAAGGUAAUCCUAUUACCAAGAGAGGCAAGAGAAUUCAGAUGAUGAAGGUGAUAGCCAUCGUCAUGAUCCCCAUCAUAGUCCUGCUAGGCCUAACGACGAAUAUCUUUGCAACGAAGAUAAACAGCCAUUUACAGGUGUCGUCUCUCAGGCAGAUUGUGGUUUUUAGUAUAGAACUUGGUGACGUUCUUCACAACUUACAGCGAGAACGUGACAUGAGCGCCCUCUACGUCAGCGACAUUGCCCCGGAAGAAGCCAAGAACCUUCUUAUCCAGCGGUACCCUGUCAGCGACCGCGCACUGAUGAACAUGUCCUUCUGGCCAGCGGACAACAAACUCGCCGAUACCAGGGCGGAAUUCACCACCAAGGAAAGGUUCAUGAACUACUUGAACAGACACCGAUACGAGUUAGACACGCUAAACACCACAGUGAAAAGCGAAUUGAGUUUCUACGCAGAGGUCAUCCAUGUUAUUUUCAAUUGGCUGGUUGCCAGCGUUACUGACGUGGGUUCCGGUUCUGUCUGGAAGCCAUUGACUGCGUAUCUGGAGAUUAUCUACGCUAUAGAGAAUUUCGGUUUGGAGAGAGCUUAUGGAGCUAUCUUUUUCACCCAGGGAAGAUUUGAUAAUUUUGAUGAGUAUUUGGUGUUCAUGCAGAGUCAAGAAACUGGAAAUGUCACUUUCGAAUCGGCGCGGUAUUAUUCUGAUUUGGUGCAGGAAACCUACGAUGACACCAUCACGGGAAAUGAGACUUUUGUGGCGGUGGUGGAAACAAUGCGGCAGGAGAUUCGAAGUAACAACGCUUCCCAGGCCGGGUCGUUGGUUCGUGGGCUAGGAUGGUACGAUAGUAUGACACUCUACAUGGAACAACUUCACAGGGUACAGGAAAAGCUUGCUGUAAAGAUUCUGAACAUCAUCGACCAACAGGAGAAAGAGGAACUCAUGAAGAUGAUAAUCAUUGCUAUAAUCUUUGGAGUUGUACUCAUUAUGUGUCCCAUUAUCUUGCACGGAGUCUUCUCACUGACCAGCGCCAUGCAGAAAUACUCCAUGACCUUGGCAGACAGGACAAAUGCAUUGAACAAAGAGAAGAAGCGUACCGAUGUCCUACUCUACCAGAUGUUGCCCAAGCAAGUUGCCGACCAACUCAAGAGGAACGAGGUCGUCCGUGCCAAGGCCUAUUCCGACGUGACAAUCUAUUUCUCUGAUAUUGUCGGCUUUACGGAGAUCAGCUCAAGAAGCUCCCCGAUACAGGUUGUCAACAUGCUGAAUUCCCUGUACACUUGCUGUGACAGUCGCAUAGAGUUGUACGAUGUCUACAAGGUGGAGACGAUCGGUGAUGCUUACAUGGUCGCUUCAGGACUCCCAAAGCGGAAUGACAAGAGACAUAGUUUUGAGAUCGCGACCAUGGCCUUGGAUCUCCUCGAGAACAUCAUGCAGUUGGAUAUCCCACACCUUCCUGGCACGAAGUUCAAACUGAGAAUUGGAUGUCAUACAGGGCCAGUCGUCACAGGGGUCGUUGGAACGAAGAUGCCACGGUAUUGUCUUCUGGGAGAAACGAUUACUGUCGCAUCGAAAAUGGAAUCACUUGGAAAACCUGGGCGUAUCCAUAUCAGCCAGGUCACCCAGGAGGCGCUGGAAGAGUUCGGCGGGUUCGAGAUGGUAUUGAGGGAGGAUAAGGUGAUUAAGAAUGACCACGAAUUGAUGGCCACAGUGAAAGGAUUCUUGCGCACUUACUGGCUAAUCCGCUGCGAUGCCCAGGAAGUCAACAAGCACAAAUGCGACCACCGCCCAUCCAUUGUUGAAAGUGAAGGAUCAGACACCAGUUCUGGUUGAAGACGCAAUGAGUCGAACUCGGUCACGCGGACUGAUAAGACGCUUUGAUCUGCUAAGUUUGUACAUAUGCUGUAAAAUGGGCAGUUUCUUGUAAUCCCUGUUGUUUUAUCUAUGCCAUAUCAAGCAAUUGCGUUUAACUUGUUAAAGCUAGAAAAAACGAUGUCACGAUCGUUACCGAAGUAUACAAAUUACGUACCGUAAAGUUCUGAUGACAAUGUAUGUUUUAUGCGUUUGCGACAAGUCAAUCUGUUUGAAGCCAAAAAUGGGAACGAUUCUUGACGCAUCAUAAAAUGGAAAAAUAUGUUUAUUUCGUACUUAUCAUUGCAUUUCAUCUUCCAACAUGUAAAGCUAAAUAAAGUUAUGGACUGACUAUUAAGUGAAUAAAUCAUGUAAAACUGUUGUACACAUGCGUCAUCCCUAUACGACCAUUCGCAAUUCAUUUAUCGGGGUCAUUCGCCAUCUCG
Molecule: messenger RNA, 2492 nt
Organism: Lineus longissimus
Lineage: Eukaryota; Metazoa; Nemertea; Pilidiophora; Heteronemertea; Lineidae
Exons: 11
Coding region: 1-2028 (675 amino acids)
Biological process (GO): cGMP biosynthetic process; intracellular signal transduction; receptor guanylyl cyclase signaling pathway
Cellular component (GO): plasma membrane
Molecular function (GO): peptide receptor activity; guanylate cyclase activity; adenylate cyclase activity
Source: RefSeq, a predicted model, not a curated record